Cylindrotheca closterium is the source of this 627-nucleotide messenger RNA. Lineage: Eukaryota; Bacillariophyta; Bacillariophyceae; Bacillariales; Bacillariaceae. The record is from the annotation of a GenBank genome assembly.
AUGCGCACCAUCCAGCUGAUGAAUUCCGAGGCCCAGGCAAACAAUAAGAAGGCAGGCCGUGCAGCCAUGCACUUUGCCGAAGCGCACUCCUUGAUACCCGACGGGCAAUGCAGCUCACGCAAACGUCAUCAAGCAAUUGACCUGGCCUUGUCUAAACAAUUAGUGUGGGAUCUACUGAUCCUUCAACGCCGCGCAGUGGGGUGGAUCUCGAACAAUGCCAAGUCCUGCUUUGACCGUGUUGUCCACUGGGUGGCCAUUGUCACAAUGUUGCGGUUUGGCUUGACAUGGCGUGUCCUAUCAUCGAUGUUCAACAUGCUCUCCUCCACUACCCACCGUGUUCGCACAGGUUUUGGUGACUCCAAGAGAAGCUUUCGCCCUCCGUCAGCGGUGCCAUUCCAAGGUUGUGGGCAAGGAAAUGGUGCCGGACCCCCCAUUUGGAUCUCGGUGAGCUCGGUGUUAAUCACAGUGAUGGAAGCAAUGGGCUAUGGAUUUGAGUGUCUUUUGGUGUUAGAGUCACAACUAGUGACAGCCCAAUGUUUCUGUUUUGUUGACGAUAUGGACGUGAUUGAAGCAGGUGACACGGAAUGUAAAAUACGUCGUGUAGCGAUAGACUUACUAGGAGGAUGA